Messenger RNA from Funneliformis caledonium, 288 nucleotides. Lineage: Eukaryota; Fungi; Glomeromycota; Glomeromycetes; Glomerales; Glomeraceae. The record is from the annotation of a GenBank genome assembly.
AUGUCCGAUAACGCUAGUUUGAAUUUUGACAAUGAUGACUCCGUUGACCCGAGUUGUAUGGGUUGUGAUUUAAUAAUCGAAGAAGGGAAUGUUGUUGCCUUCGGAGAAGGCAUAUGGCAUGUUCAAUGUGUAAUUAUUACUGAAUUCUCUCUUGUUUGUAAAGUUUCAAGUGCGCUAAAUGUCACAGCUUGGUUGUACACGAUUCCAACGUUUUAUUGUUAUCCGACGGAAAUCCAAUAUGUGAAAACUGUUCGUAUAGUUGCCACGUUUGCAGGAAACCUAUAUUAG